This is a messenger RNA of Adineta ricciae, 726 nucleotides long. The record is from the annotation of a GenBank genome assembly. Lineage: Eukaryota; Metazoa; Rotifera; Eurotatoria; Adinetida; Adinetidae.
AUGACAACAACUGAUAAAAAACGACUUGCAUUAAUUACUGGUGCCAAUAAAGGUAUUGGCUUCCAAGUUGCACGUCAGCUAGCAACGAAAGGUAUCCACGUACUUCUUGGUUCUCGUGAUGAAACUCGAGGAAAUCAAGCGGUUGAGCAAUUAGUCGCGGAGAAUCUUCCAGUAUCAUUGAUUCAAAUUGACGUCACUGAUCAGUCGACCAUUGCCGCUGCAGUUGAAGAAGUGACGAAGAAAUAUGGUUAUCUGGACAUUCUUAUCAACAAUAGUGGAGUGUACGGUAACGAACCACGACCGAGUGCAGUGACAUUGGACACUAUUCGACAGAAUUUUGAAGUAAACUUUUUCGGCGCCUUCGCAGUGACCAGAGCAUUCCUACCUUUACUUCGCAAUUCGUCAUCCGGUCGAAUCGUGAAUGUUUCCAGUGGUCUCGGUUCAUUCUAUUUCCAGGAAACAUAUCAACCGCAUUAUUAUCAUUUGGCUUAUAGUGCAUCGAAAGCAUCGCUGAAUAUGCUAACCGUUCAAUUGGCUCAGGAGUUGGAGAAAACGAAUAUUAAAGUCAAUUCUUGUACACCCGGUUUAACAGCAACAGAUUUAACAAAUUUUACAGGUCAUUCCGUUGAAAUCGGUGCAAAAUCAUCCGUUUUUCUAGCAACUCUACCGGAUGACGGUCCAUCUGGAAAGUAUUUCGAUGAAAAUUGUCAAGAACAUCCAUGGUAG